Molecule: messenger RNA, 895 nt
Organism: Anopheles stephensi (Asian malaria mosquito)
Lineage: Eukaryota; Metazoa; Arthropoda; Insecta; Diptera; Culicidae
Product: cuticle protein 19-like
Exons: 2
Coding region: 195-770 (191 amino acids)
Cellular component (GO): extracellular matrix
Source: RefSeq, a predicted model, not a curated record
UUUACCUUGUCGACUCUUUCUCCCGGUCGAUUAACUAUUUUCACCCUUUAAGACAACCUGCUCGUAUAUAAAGUGGUUUCAAGUGGUAGACUCAGUACCAUUCAAUCGAUAGCGAUCGAACAAUAGACAGCCAAGUGAACAGGUACAGAGAGCGCUCAGUGUUGCAUUGUUUUAGUGCAAGUGUUUGAAGAAAAAUGUUCCGAUUUGUUAGCUGCUUUGCCCUGGUAGCCAUUGCUACGGCUGCCUACAUCCCGUCCGGUAAUGGAUACCCCAGCUCGAAGCAUGCCAGCAGGAAGGUGUUCCAUCACGCGGCCGAGGACGAACCGAAGGCUGCGUCGGCAGAGCAUCACCAGUCCCAUCACCAUCACCACGAGGAACAGGACCAUUUCGUCGAUUACUAUGCACCCAUCAACUAUAAGUUUGAGUACGGCGUGAAGGAUCCGCAUACCGGUGACCAUAAGACGCACUGGGAGGAACGUGAUGGAGAUGUGGUGAAAGGUGCUUACACUGUGCUGGAUUCUGAUGGUAGCUCCCGAUUGGUGGAGUAUACGGCCGAUCCUCACCACGGAUUUAAUGCCGUGGUUAAGAAGAUCGAGCACGCGCACAUCCCGAAGAAGGAACACCAUGUGGCGCCGGCUCAUGAGGAACCACAGGAGGAGCAUCAUCAGCAUCAUCAGGCCGAUGAGCAGGUGUCGCAUAAGCAUCAGCAUCACUACCAUCACUACCCGAUGCCCGAGCAUCAUGGGUAUGGGUAUGGCAAGGGCUACUAGAGAGGAAUGUUCUUCAAAUUACUGCUGCAUCCUGACCCUGUGUACCUGAGAAAGGGUUGUAGUUUGUUUGUAAGCAAAUAAUGUUACUGUUACUCGUACUGGUUUCCAAAUACACCCAAAGACUG